AUGACCCCGUCGCCGCCGCUUCCACCUCCGCUCUUAAGCGUCUCGGCGGCUGUGCCUGACGACAUCCAGGCUGUCCCGCACCUCUUCCAGUCCAUCAACUCCUUCCUCCUCCCACGCACCAUCGACGCUGCCGUCUACAGCGACCUGCAUGGAGUCGUCGCCACCUUCGGAGAUGGUCUGCCAGUGACCUCGCGCGCAAUGGAUGGCGCUGCCGCCAGAGGCCGCCUGGACACUGUCAAGAGGCUCUUCGCUACCAGAUCAGAGGGCUGCUCCACUGAAGCCUUCGUCGGAGCUGCGGCAAACGGCCACAUGAAGGUGCUGCAGUGGCUGAGGAAGCACUACCCAGAGCUCUACGACCCCAUGAGAUGCCUAACUGUAGCUGCAGAACAUGGACAGGUAGACGUGGUGAGG
This is a messenger RNA of Phytophthora sojae, 411 nucleotides long. RefSeq lists its product as hypothetical. NCBI's taxonomy places the organism in Eukaryota, Oomycota, Peronosporomycetes, Peronosporales, Peronosporaceae. The transcript has a single exon. The record is from RefSeq and is a predicted model, not a curated record. The annotation marks the transcript as partial. Gene Ontology annotation, molecular function: protein binding.